AUGUCUGCUUAUCGCGGAUACCGCAAGCCAGAUGUACUGAGUGCGGCUCAGCCUGGCCGCGACGUCGUCAUCUACGCCAAAUACAUGUUCGACCCGCGCGACUUCCAGCUUCAUCCGAAUCCUUUCAUCAUCGUCAGAAAGACCACUGGGCUUGUUAAGCUCGCGGGGACACUUAUGCCAUGUUACCGCUCCAUAGACCGUCGAUAUACCGAGCGUGAAGUCGAGGUGAUCGAUUUGGGGGAGCAGACGCUUCUGCCGGGUCUGGUGGAUGCACAUGUUCACCUUUUUCUUCGUCCACGCGCGGAGGGAGACCAUAUUUCCAGGGAUAAUGCUGCAGAGCAGACGAUCCGCGCGACGGUGCACGCACGCGAGACGCUCAUGGCCGGAUACACCUCUGUCCGCGAUCUCGGAACCGCAGGCGCAGGCGACGCUGACAUUGCCCUGCGCAGCGCACUCGCUGGACGAAAUGCGCUCCUCCCUGGACCACGAUACUUUUGUGCGACCCGCGGUAUUGCGCCCUCUGGGCUACAGAGCUCGGGGAGCCAGAGCAGGUUCAGUGUAGUGACGGGCGCAGACUUGGCUGAUGGAGUCGACGAAUGCAUCAGAGUAGUCAGGCGUCAGGUCGGCGCUGGAGCUGAUUGGAUAAUGAUCUACGCAGAGCAUCCUGUUAGUCCCCGUUGCGAAUCCUCGUCUUCUUCUCGACGUCUACCAGUCAUAGCCUUCAACCGAGACGAGUUGAGAGCGAUUAUCGAUACUGCACACGCUCUGGGAGUUAAAGUUGCCGCCCACGCCAACACGACAUCCGUCUUCAGCACUCUUGUGAGGCUCGGUGUUGACACUGUUGAGCAUGGCUGGAAUGUGGCAUCAUCCUGCUCGACUUUGAUGGGGCUUCGUGACAUGGGAAGGGAGUGUCCACCCUCGAAGCGGCUGUCGCCAGAAGAAAUGCUUGCGCUCAAGCUUCUCGAGGACCCGUCGUCACGCACUCGCUGGGUACCAGCAGUAACCGAGUGCAGCGAUGCCCUUCCCCUGUCGGACCAAAGCUCAGAAUCAAAGCCAAGUGCAUCUGAUCUGGAGAAGGCCAAAAACUCGGUUCGUAAUGCGCUCGUUCAAAAUCUGCCGUCUCGCAAGUUGGCCAUCGGCGGAAACACUGGAGUUACCCUCCCUCAUGGGUCUAACGCCCAGGGGGUUGUGCUUUUUCAUCGCUUGCUUUGCCAGGUUGACGCAGAGUCCCAACUUGGGGGACGUGGACCUCCUUGGGCGGAGGCGCUCCGCGCAGCGACGCUUGGUGGAUGGGAAGCCAUCCGUUCUAUGAGAUGGAAGGAGGGAGAGGAACCUGGGCCCAUGGAUGACGAAGGCUCAAAUGCGGAGACUGAUGAUGUGGCAUUUGGGGUAAUCGAGAUAGGCUGGGCUGCUGACAUCAUCGCGACCACCGGGGAUGUGGUGAACGAUUUGGAGGCAGCGCUUGAUCCAGCAAACAUAACGUUCGUCAUGAAAGGUGGGAGGGUCUUCAAACGAGACGGAAAAGAGACGAUGGGGGAUGAAGCCAAUUUCAGUGUCGGCACCCCGAGCGAAGACAAUUUGGAGCCCAUAGUUCCCGUCGAAGAUGAAGUCGACUGUGGGUAUGCUGUGGAUUAUUCAGGUGCGAAUGGAAACGGUAGGGAACCAUUUGCUGCAGAAGGUAGUGGCAAUACACUCACUCAAGCCCACGCGGAGCCUACGACCGCAAGAUCAACAAAUCAGCCCGGGGAAAAUGAGAGUCCCACCGGCACUCGUGAGGGGCCCGAGCCCAUCGGAGGGCAUCCUGGUGGCCAAGCCGACGCAAUGAAUAGCGUCCCGGCGCCCGUGGUUACGGGGAUAGGUGGCGAAACCGAUGAAUGCGAAGAUAUUUAA
Messenger RNA from Coniophora puteana RWD-64-598 SS2, 1890 nucleotides. RefSeq lists its product as uncharacterized. The coding region runs from base 1 to 1890 and encodes 629 amino acids. Gene Ontology annotation, molecular function: hydrolase activity, acting on carbon-nitrogen (but not peptide) bonds. The transcript has 8 exons. The record is from RefSeq and is a predicted model, not a curated record. Lineage: Eukaryota; Fungi; Basidiomycota; Agaricomycetes; Boletales; Coniophoraceae.